Messenger RNA from Rhineura floridana, 12216 nucleotides. RefSeq names its product potassium two pore domain channel subfamily K member 3 (gene KCNK3). Gene Ontology annotation, biological process: stabilization of membrane potential; potassium ion transmembrane transport. The transcript is spliced from 2 exons. Gene Ontology annotation, molecular function: potassium ion leak channel activity; open rectifier potassium channel activity. The record is from RefSeq and is a predicted model, not a curated record. Gene Ontology annotation, cellular component: membrane. NCBI's taxonomy places the organism in Eukaryota, Metazoa, Chordata, Lepidosauria, Squamata, Rhineuridae. Bases 248 to 1438 code for a protein of 396 amino acids.
UGCUCCUGGAGGUGGUGCUGAAGGGACAGCUCCCCGCCCGGCCCUCCGGCCCGCCCUGCGGCGCGCCUCCUCCCUUGCCGGAGGCCGCCCGGAGAGCGAGCCUCCUCGCCGUGCCCAGCUAGCACAGCUGCCGCAGCGGCGCAGCCGGAGCCGGAGCCGGAGCAGCAGCCAUGAGCCAGGCAACGGCGGCGGCCGCCUCUUCUCCUGGCCCAGCCGGUCCCGGCGCCGCUCGCAGCCCGGCGGGACCAUGAAGCGGCAGAACGUGCGGACCCUGGCCCUGAUCAUCUGCACCUUCACCUACCUGCUGGUGGGCGCCGCCGUCUUCGACGCGCUGGAGUCCAAGGCGGAGACGGAGGACCGGACGGAGCUGGAGCGGCGGCAGCUGGAGCUGAGGAGCAAGUACAACCUCUCCGAAGGCAACUACUGCGAGCUCGAGCGGGUGGUCCUCCAGCUCAAGCCGCACAAGGCCGGCGUCCAGUGGAAAUUCGCCGGCUCCUUCUACUUCGCCAUCACCGUCAUCACCACCAUAGGGUACGGACAUGCAGCACCCAGCACCGAUGGAGGCAAAGUCUUCUGUAUGUUUUAUGCCUUGCUGGGGAUCCCACUCACCCUGGUCAUGUUCCAGAGCCUUGGCGAGAGAAUCAACACCUUCGUGAGGUACCUCCUCCACCGCAUCAAGAAGUGCCUUGGCAUGAGGCGGCCGGAAGUGUCAAUGGCCAACAUGGUCACCAUUGGGUUCUUCUCCUGCAUCAGCACCCUUUGCAUUGGAGCAGCCGCCUUCUCCUACUAUGAGAACUGGACCUUCUUCCAGGCCUAUUACUACUGCUUUAUCACCCUCACCACCAUUGGCUUUGGGGACUACGUGGCCCUUCAGAAGGAGCAGGCCCUUCAGACCAAGCCCCAGUACGUGGCCUUCAGCUUCAUCUACAUCUUAACUGGGCUGACCGUCAUUGGGGCCUUCCUCAACUUGGUGGUGCUACGAUUCAUGACCAUGAAUGCCGAGGACGAGAAACGCGAUGCAGAGCACCGGGCCCUGCUGAGCCACAGCGGGCAGCCCAGCAGCGUGCACACCACGGACACUACGGCCUCCUCGACCGCUGCUGCGCUUGGGGGCGUGGGGGGCUGCGGGAGCAGCAGCAGGAGAGGGGGGCUCCGGAACGUCUACGCCGAGGUCCUCCACUUCCAGUCGAUGUGCUCCUGCCUCUGGUACAAGAGCCGGGAGAAGCUUCAGUACUCCAUCCCCAUGAUCAUCCCCAGAGACCUGUCCACCUCAGACACCUGCAUGGAGCAGAGCCACUCCUCCCCCGGGCAAUACCCAGAUACUCCGUCCAACCGAUGUUUCUGCAACGCCCAGCGCUCCGCCAUCAGCUCCGUCUCCACAGGACUCCACAGCCUCUCAGCCUUCCAGGGACUUAUGAAGCGCCGUAGCUCUGUGUAAAGGGUCUAGGGAGCCCCUUUCAAGACUGCCCUUAACCACAGAGAAAGGGGGGGGAGGAGGAGGAGGAGGAUGGAGCCACAGGUGCACAAUCCCAGGCGGAGAGAAACGGCAUCAACCAACCCUAGAAUUCAUACAGAUAUAUCUAUAAAGAGAAAGGAAGGGUCAGCAGCAGCAUGCAUGCAUCUUGGGUGUGCGCAAAGAAAGGAGGUGCAUAGGCAGAUGGAUCAAACUCUGGGUUGGCCUUCCGGGUCAGUCAGUGUCCUGGAGAAGCUCAGCUUCUACAGCUGGCACUAGGAGUGGGUUCAGCUGCCUGCCCCUAUAGAUCAGGAAGGGAGGGAGAAGAGGUGACCCCCCCCCGAGGGUAGACAUGGAGGAGCCUGUUCUCCCCAGGAAGGGAGUCUCAGACACGCCUUCAGCUAGUCACAGUUCUAAAUGUUCACUUUCGUAGCAACUCCACAAAAUGUGAAACUUGAAAAGAGGUCUUUGCACCCUUAGAGGAGUGUUGUAUGGGGCAGAGAGGCUCUCCUGGCUGUGUGCGUGCGUCUUGAUUUAUACCUCUGUGGACUGAUGGAAGGAUGUAGCAAUUCUCCCCACCCCCAGCCAAUAAGUGGGGGCAGGAGUGGGAAAUUAAGCACCGCAGGACCCACUCCAUUUAUUUGAUCCCCUUCAUUUCAGCGGUGAGUGAUCGCCUCUUUUCCCUGUCGAUGGCGUGCCAUGCAUGUAGAGGGCUAUGUGCAUCUGACACGAGGAAAGGAACUUGUUUCUGAACGUGUACAACAUAGCAUGUAUGGUGCUCAGGUGUAUAAAUAGUGGUUGCUCUCAGGUCAGCAAAAGCCGCCAUUUAUGUCCAUGUGUAAAGAGCAGUCGCUGCUCUCUGUCCUCCAGAGUACAAAGUACUCCAGAGUAUGAAGCAGCUCCCUGGUGGUGCCUCUGCCUUUGUGUGUACACAGCACCGUUGCAUUUGCCCUCCUUUGCAGCUCUGAUGCACAUAGGUCCACUACCAAAGCCCUUAUACAGGUGAACACAUUGCACUUGUAAUACCCACAACCCCCCCCAUGGAUCUCAAAGUAGCGCCUCAUAGAUUUCCCCUCUUCUCUUGACCCCUCUCUGCCGCUUCUCGCCCUCUGCAGUGUUGCAAUUGUAGCUUCCUCUCAAAUCCGUCUCUCUUGGGGUUGGUGGGAGUGGCCCCUUUUUCAACGAAUGUUUGUAUCGCUCUCAAUGUCUGACUUGCUGAUAGGAGGGCAGUACAUGCUCAGGUCCGUCCUCCAGCUUACCAAGAACUUCCCAGCCUCUUUGGAUGUGCUGAUUUACUGUGAAAGAGCAAUAUCCAUUUGAAAGAGGUGAGGCCUGUGCCUGCUAGGCAAGAUUGGGUCAGGGAGAAGUCCACUGUCCCUGAGCCAAUCGCUCGUGUUGGAAAACCAACCACGACUCUGCCGCUGAUCUUGGCCAGUGACCUGUGAACUAACCCAUGUAGCCGUUUGGGCCAUUCUUGUCAGGGUUUCAGCCAGGCCAGUGGCCAUUGUGUCAAUUUUCUGUAAGCGCUGAAACACAUGAUCAGAAGCAGCAGACCUGUCCAUUUCAGUCUCUCUUAGCUUCUCAUCAGUUCUCCACAUUUCCACAUCAGUUUAAUGAAAAGAAAAAAGUCUCAUGAAAAUUCAUCAGCAUUUUAUGGCAAAUUUCUGCUUAUGGGCACAUUUUUAUAUGCAUUUUUGCAAAGCAAUUUCCCCUAAUAUAAUGCAGGUUUGUGUGUUAUUUUCACAAAUAUAUGCAUGUUUAUGCACACUUGCCCCUAGCAUAAGAUUUCUGUACACAUUACUUGUCUGGAGAAGGAUGGCCUUUCUUCGGUUUGUGUAUUGCUUCUGAAAGUGCGAAUUAGGUGGGUUUGCCUUUUAUUGCAGACUGAAUCAGAGGUCUCCCCCAUCCCUAAUCACAUGAUCCUGCAUUUGCUGGGCCCAGCCACUUCAGAUAGCAGGUAUGUGUGUGUGUAUUUGCAUAUUUGCCCCACAAAAUAAGCUAGCAUGUUAGGGAAAAGACUCAGCUUAAACCUCUUCUCCUAACAUGCUCUUUUUAUAAUAUGUUCAGGGAACUUUGUUACUUGGGAGAGUACUCAAAUGCGUGCCUCUCCACUUGCAGUCUGAAGUGGUACAGUCCAGCAAAAUAUGCCCCCCCCACUUCUUCUCAUCACGUUUCAGCUCUAAGUCCCCCUCCAGCUUUGUUACCUAAGAUCUUUUCACUGGUGAUGUCAGCAAUUGAAACUAGCUCUUAGAAAAGGCAAACAUUUGUAGCACUCCAAUGCCACCCCAACUUGAGCUGGGGAACAGGGGACACGAGUGUUUCGGUGCAUCUUCAAAUGCCAGUUCAACCGCACCCUUGGAGAAGCAGGCUAAAAGUCCACCGUGACUCACGAUCUGAAGAUGUGUUGAAAUGAUCUGCCAACCAGCUGCUUCCUGCAAACCAGCUGCACCCAAAUGGUUGUGUGAAUUGGCCUUCCAGCCUGGGUCGAAGUCUGUGCGAUGGUCACCUCUGGCUUAUAUCUCCCCUAUUGCAAUUGAUUCAUUUCAUUGAUUUGUAUACACUUUUACCCCCAUUAUUGCUUGCCUUACCCUGUCCAGGUAAGCUGCAGUGACAACAGGGUUGGGAGGGGCGCUCUAUGGCUCUGCCCCACUCACCACACAGGUUGGCCAAGGCUGGCACCAUUUGAUGGCCAGGUUGGGCCCUGACCAAGGCCCCUGAAGGGUCCCUGAGGGUGGGAGGGUGGCACUCCUGUUCCGUGAUCUGCAGCAGCAUUGGGUCCUGCAAUCCGACCCUGCUGUGGAUUGCCAAGAGGGAGCUCCCAGGCACCCCCUCAAUACAGACAGCAUGGGCUUCAAUAAGCCCACCUGCACACCCCACCUGCCUCUCUGUGUGGGCAUGCCUGUCAUCACCCAAUAUGGCAGCAGGGGCUUCCCUAAGAGGCUGCUGCCUCUGCCACCAUCUUGGUUGAUGGCAGGCAUGCACGCUAUGCCUACACAUCAUUCACAUGAGAGGUAGUGGGGCAUGCAUGCAGGCUUACUAGCACCACGCUGCCUGUAUCAAUGGGGGUGAUAUUGGGCUACAGUGCUGGCCCCAGCUGGUGCUCAAGGGCCCAGUCAUGCCUGUUGCCAGCCCUGCAGGCAGCAGCUGUUUCUGAGCACUGCCCCCCCCAUUCCGUUCCUUCCUGGGGCAAGUUCCACUGGGCUUUUCUUGCCCCCCGCAUCAGUAGUCAUGACCUCUUGCUUUGGAGCAAAGAGCCUUCAUCUUCUUCCAAGGAGCCUUUGCUUUCCUUUCCAUAUACUUGCUAUCAUCAAUGUGGAGAGAGCAGAGUGUGAGGGUGGGUGGGGGAAUGCAGAGAGUGAGAGAGAGAGAGGAUGACAGGACUGCUCUGCUUCUUGGCUCAAAUGGGGACACGCAUCAGCAAGCAAAUUAGGCUAAGACGGUCUUAGGCUAAAGCUGUUUAUAUUUCUGCCCACGUGUCCCCGCCUGCCGUGGCAGAAGUAUCCAGCCUGGUGUCACGUAGGCAAAGGAGAAACAUGAGGCUGCCUGGUAUGUGCAUAGGGCUGCCAGGGUCAGGGCCUGAGACUGAUCUUAUAUCUUUAGGAGAAGAGAAAGUCAGCCAAGUGCAGGUGUUCUUGCAACACUGUGAAGUACUUGUUCCCCUCUAUUCAGCACUGGUUAGAUCCCAUCUUGAAUACUGCGUCCAGUUCUGGUCUCCACACUUCAAGAAGGAUGCAGACAAACUGGAACAGGUUCAGAGGAGGGCAACAAGGAUGAUCAGGGGACUGGAAACAAAGUCCUGUGAAGGGAGACUGAACGAACUGGGCAUGUUGAGCCUGGAGAAGAGAAGACUGAGGGAAGAUACAAUAGCACUCUUCAAGUACAUGAAAGGUUGUCACAUAGAGGAGGGCUGGGAUCUCUUCUCGAUUGUCCCAGAGUGCAGGACACGGAAUAAUGGGCUCAAGUUGCAGGAAGCCAGAUUUCGACUGGACAUCAGGAAAAACUUCCUAACAGAGCCAUAGGACAAUGGAACCAAUUCCCUAGAGAGGUAGUGGGCUCUCCGACACUGGAGGCAUUCAAGAGGCAGCUGGAUAGCCACGUGGAUGCUUUGAUUUGGAUUCCUGCAUUGAGCAGGGGGUUGGACUUGAUGGCCUUGUAGGCCCCUUCCAACUCUACUAUUCUAUGAUUCUAUGAAACCAUCACCCCAAUCUAAGAUGUGCAAAGGAUGGAUUUUGGGGUCAUAGGAAUUUAGCAAGCUGCCUUAUGACCAAGUCGGACGGUUGGUGCAUCUAACUCAGUAUCGGUGAUGCUGUUUGCCCGUGGAUUUCCAGGGUUCCAGGGAGGAGUUUUACCCACUUGAUAGCACUCUGCACAUGCUCGUGAGUACUCCUUUGCAUAUUCAAGGGCUCAACUCCAGUGUUCAAAACAUGGUUAAACCCUGUCUCAGGGUUUAAAGGGUGGCACUUAUGGCAGCCAAAGCAGGCCUUGCACCACUUCUCCAUCUCCAGCCCUUCCUCCUUCUAACUCGGGGGUAGCCAGUGUGGCGCCUUCCAGAGGAUGAUGGGCUACAGUUCCCAACAGCCCCAGUGGCCAGCAUGGCCAAUGGUUAGGGAUGACGGGAGCUAUAGUGCAAUGAUAUCAGGAGGGCACCACAUUCAUUCCCCUUGUUCUCAGUGCUGCUGAAUGGAAAGCGAGCCCUGGGUGUUUUGACACAAAGCGUGGAUGAUCUCUUUCCAGAAAAGGAGAGGCUGCCUUGAGCUGAGCGAAAGCCCUUUUCUUCUCCCUCCUUCAGGGCAAGGGAGUUUGCCUUCUGGCCAGUGGAGGCUGGUGCCUCUGUGUCAGUGGGGCAGGAGAAUCCGUGCCGGGUUUUAGUCUGAACUUCCAAGGAGCUGUCCAAGGUGCUUUCAGCCACUGCUUUUCGCCAUCCCAAGACUGCUUUCAUGACCUCUUCACACAUUGCAUUUUGAAGAUGUCCGCCUAAGAUGUUUUUAACUGUGUGCAGCUCAAAAUGUGAAGUGAGGAUGUGGCCAACAGGUGCUUGGCAUCACAUGCCUCAUAAACAGGCUGGCCUCGUGGCCUCUGUUACAGUGGACAGUCUCUAUUGGAAGGAUUGUCUAGUUCAAGUCCGAUUGAGAGAUAAAAUGGGAGAGCAUCAAAGGCCUUGAAGUUGCGCAUCCACAGUUGGCACCUGGGCAGCAGACUGAUGUGGGGGGCACACCAAUCCCCCGGUCACAGCCUCCCCCACUUUGCUGGGACAUAUUUUAUUUUUAUUUAAAUUAGAGCAAUUCCUUCUAAAUUUGACAUCUGUAUGGAAAUGUUGUGCAAAUUGGUGCCCACUUUUGUCCUUUGCACGUGAUGCAUCUCCUCUUUCCCCCCCAUAAAUGCAUAAAAGUGGCCAACCAAUUCAGACAGGUACACCUGUCAGACAGGCCGGGUAGGCUGAGGCUCCCUGUUGAGCAUACCUAUCUGGUUGCAAACCUGUCUGUGUGGCUUUGCGAGGUGUGACGUGGCCUUCAGAAGGAAGUCUUGCCAUUGUGGUUGCUUAGUAAGGUAGUUGAUACCAGUGGCUGUGCAAUGGCUUGAAUGUAUCCAGGGAAGUGUGUGUGGGAAGGGCCACAGAGGGUCUGCUUUGCGUGCUGAAGGUUCAGGUUCAGUCCCCAAUGGCAGCAUCUCCAGGGAGGGCUGGGAAAGAACCCAGUCUGAAAUUGUGAAGAGCCACUGCCAGUCAGUGUAGACAGUAUGGAGCUAAAUAGACCAAUGGCUUGGCUCAGUAUAAGGCAGCUUUCUGUGUUCCAGUAGCAGAUGGCCUGGUGGGGCGGAAGCACUUAACUGACCUCCCAGCAGGUGAGUCAUUGCUGCUUACCAGGAGGGGGAAGUGAAAUGCAGUGGCAACUGGAUUGGCUCAGCUGGUCCGUUUGCGCCACACUGAUCUCGAGAUCCUCACUGCCACCUUGCCCCUCCCCUUCCCAGUAAGGAGUAGCAGCUCACCUGCUGGAAGACUGGGUAAGUGACUCUGGCCUAUCACACCGUCUACUACUGCUAUGCCCCUGUGUGGGAGGUGGCAACUUGUGCUUUACCACAUGCCCAGAGACUACGAGUGCAGGACAUGAAUGAGAUUUUCCCCAAGUCUUCAAGAUUUUUUUAAAAAUGUUAUUCCAUUAUUUUCAUAAUUAAGAACUAUUCAUUUUUAAUUCAGUAAUUAAAAUCACCUUUGUUUCGUGAGGAAGGCUGCAGUCCUAUACAUGCUUCCCUGGGACUGUUUCACUGAACAUAAGCCAUAUUGCUUCUGAGUAGACAUGUAAUGGGUUAUGCUGUACAAUAUCAUGUGUUGUAUCCAAUGUAGCGCUAAGUUAAUGCCACUUAGUUGUUGAGCUGGUGGAACAUUGAUUGUGCGCAAGGGAAAACACAAGUACAUUACCAAAGAUUGCUGUGCACUGGAUUGCACAACAAGAAUCAGCAGUUGCGCAUCAAGUUGAUGCUAGCACAACUGUUAAUAAUAAUAAUAAUAAUAAUAAUAAAAUCUUUAUUUAUACCCCGCCCUUUUUCCAAGUGGAACUCAGGGCGGCUUAUGACAACAUAAAUACAUAUGAUUAAAACAUUCAAAAUUCUACAUUAAAAUAAGAUUAAACCAUUAGCAAGAUUAAAACAGUUAACAUCCACUUAAAAUAAAUAAAACAAAUUAAAAUAGUGCAAUUUAGCAAUAGAGAAUGCAGCAACCUCUCAACGAACUGUCCUAACCACCUUUUAUUCUAAAAGCCUGCUGGAAUAAAAAAGAACUGUUGCACUGGAUUCCUUUGUUGUGCAACCUUUAAACUCUGCUGUCCCACAAGCACAAGGGCUUUUGCACUAGCGGACAGAACAUUGAAUAUGGACCCAUGUCUCUGAUUAUUUCAAUCUGAAGGGGAAAAAAUCACUACCCUUAAACAAAUAUAACUUGAAAAGAACAGAAUUAAAGUAAAGCAUACAACUGUAAAUUAUAUAAACACAUAUUUUUAAUUUUCCAUAGAAUAAAAUGCACAGCAUAUGUUUUUAGGAUAACUUUUUAAAAUUGGCAGUAGCCUUUAAGUGGGAUAAAAAAGUGAUUUCUUUAUAUUGUUUAUGUUAUGCUAUGGAUUUUUUUUAAAAAAAUCUAUGUUUAUAUAAUUUACGAUCAUAUGUUUCUGAUUAUUUCAAGCAUCAUAAAGAUAACCUAGAUGAGAAAUGAUAUUCCUUACCAAUUCCAAAAUCCUGUCAGUUCCUAGAAUGUAUGAACCAACUGAUCAGAUGUUGACCUGGGACUUUCACACACAAACACCAUUGAUUUGCAUUGCACUUCCAAAUCAUGGAAAUUGCUAUUGUCUCACCAUUUGUAUUGUUUUGCCAUCUCUGCAGAAUAUAACGGCUCACAAAAUAUCCCCAAAGGCCAAUUCACACAAUCUGGUUAGUGCAAUGAAAUCUUUGGCCAUGCUGAGGGUCAUGGGGAGGUGCCUGUCAUGUGACCCCAAUCUGGAAAUCUGGUGCCCUCAUGCCGUGAAGGAAGCAUUGGCUAAAGUUUUAGGGACCCUACUAGCCAAGGAAAUGUUGACUGUAGGUUUCUGUCCCCCCCCCAAGUUCCCUAUCUCUUUCCCGCACUCUGUAAGACAGCCUUCACCAAUCUGGUGCCCUCUGUGCUGGCUGGGGCUGAUGGGAGUUGUAUUCCAAAACAUCUGGAGGGCACCAAGUUGGAGAAGGCUGCUGUAGAACAUCUGAGCUCUUUGUCCAAGCUGAGUAAUGGCAGGGCCAGUUCUCAGUUGGAAUGUGUAUGACAGGCACAAGGCACACAGAAGGCUGCUUCCUUUGUGCUUCUUGCUCCUCGCCCAGCUGCAUUCUUCCACCAGCACCCUCCUUCCCCACAUUUGUGCCUUUGCUUUGGGCUGUAGUGGCUCAGUGGCAGAGCCCCUGCUUUGAAUGUAGAAGUCUCCAGGUUCAAUCCCCAAUGGCAUCUCCAGGAGAGUUCCCUGCUUCGAACCCUGGAGAGCUGCUGCCGGUCAGUGUUGGCCAUACCAAGCUAGAUGGGCCACUGGUCUGAUUCCGUAGAAAGCAGCUUGAUAGGUUCAUGUCAUCAAAGAUGCAGCAUUUCCCACCAUGCCCGAUACGGAGUGGUAAGAGAUGCAAGGACCUCUGGCUGGGUUCACGAGGUUGUCCGACCCUGGCACCCUCUUGUCACCAAGACAUUGUAUGCUUAUCUGCCACCUUUAAUGCUGCAGGAACCUCCCCCAAGCUGGUGCCCUCCAGAUAUUUUGGAUCGCAACCCACAUCAGCCCCAACCGGCAUGGCUAUGCUCCCAUCAGCCCCAGCAUCGUACAACCCUGAUGGCUGGGGCUGAUGGGAGCUGUAAUCCAAAGAGGCACCUCCCUACAGCACUCUGGGAUCUCGUAGGAGGGCUCAGAGCAGCUCUUCAUCUGGUUUGUGGCAAGACACUGCUCAUUAUGCAGCACACGGUUCCUAAUCCGUUAGGAAUGGCCUGCUUGAGGGGUGCCUGGAAGCAUGUGUGUCCACUGGAGAGCAAGGUGUGGCAGUUGCCCCCUCCAGAUGAACUGUAACCCCCAGUUCCCCAGCUUUCAUUUAAAAGCAAGAGUAUGUUUCUAGCACUUGUAGAACCUGAGAUAUGAGGUGAAAUGCCAAGACGCCAUCCUUCUCAUUCCUUUUGGAGGGAGUGUUUUGCUUUGCCCCCCUGCUCCUCCCCCAGGGAAUGCCUGCAGGUGCCCAUGCCUGGAAGCAUCUGCCUGCCCACAGGAUGCUGGACUAGAUGGGCCUUUGUUCUGUCCCAGCAGGGCUCUCAUCAUUAGCCUUGCAAGGAUAACAUGUGGAAACUAUAUAUGUUGAUCAUUAUGAUCAUCUUUACCACAAAACAGUAGGCCUCCUGCUAGAGGAAACCAGGCACACACACUAAAGCCAUGCCAGGACAAAUGAGUCAGCACUUGAAGUUACAUGCAACAUCAGUGAUCAGAACUGGGGCCACGUUGUGGGAGACUUAGGGCAUGUUCAGACUGAAGUCGCUCCUGGACAAUCUUGCUGUGGUGGAUCCCAGAAUAUUUUGAUUACCCUUCCUUAUGCAUGAUCUACUAUCUCUCUCUGUCUCUCUGAAGCUACAGCCUGUUUUCACUGAAUUCUAAAUUUUACCAGCCUUGGCACAUCCAAGAAAAUGGGCAUACUCUAGUCAUUUGCCGCAAGAUGAAACGAAGGCAAAUCAAGAGCCCCCUAAUUAUGCAGAGACUCUUUUCCCUGCAUUGAGUUCCAUUUGGCCUCUGAUGAAUCAUUUGGCUAGGAAAACAAAUCUGGAUGGAAGGAAGUUACAGGAUUGUUAUCUCAGAAGAAUAGAUCACAUAAACAAAUAUGAGUUCAUGUGCAACCCAAUGAGUUAUCAGAAGUGAUUCUCCUAUAACGAAUGUGACGAGAGGGGAGCCAUCUAUGAUGGAAUGUAAUGUUUGUUUUUAAAUUAUUUCCUGGUUCUGCUUCAAAAUCAGAGCCUUUCAUCCAAUCCCUUGACUGCAAGGAAAAUUCUCAGGGCUUCACUGCUGAGGAAAAUCAAGAUAAUGCCAGGAUAAUAAUGCUAAACUACAACACCCAGAGCAUGAGUAACAACAGUGACAUUUGAAAGCAAGUGAAGUGAGGUGUGGAGCAGAAAAGCAAUGGUAUGAUGUGCCCCCUUGCCACUUCCAGCGUCAGAAUGGCAAUAUUUUCCCCCCACAACUGGGACAGAAAUCAUUGGCUGGGUGGGGUGGUGAUAGAACAACUGGGGUGGGGUGGGGAAGUGGUUGUCAUAUAACUGGGAAGGCAAUGGCUGUUAAGCAAAGGAAAGGGAGGUCCCAGCUGUCUGCACAGUGUCCCCACAGACACGCCACCUCAGAUGGACAAGCUGACCCUAAAACACCAAUAAAAAGAAAACAUUUUGGACGCAUGGUUUGUUGCAAAAUAAAUCCAGAAAUCAUUGCAAGUCUCUGCUGCAAAAGAAUGAAGCACAUUAAAUGAGAAAGACAAAGCCUGUAGAUAUUUCUCUGGUUGGAACUGUCCCCACAGCCUAUUGCAUUGGUGGCACCACAGCCCUGGCUCAUUCCUAUGCCCCUCGUUUGCCAAAGAACUGCUCUGCUCUCCCUUUCUAGCCAAACUUGUGUGGCAGAGACCCGGUGUCAAGUCUGGAAGGAAAUUAACCCUGGCCUACUAUCUAAAUGUAAGAUGUGGCAGCUCCAUGACCGAUGCUGCAAGAUGCUGGGGAAAUGCUCAAGGCUUAUGUAAGGCCAAUGCUCAGCCCUAUCAUAUUGGUUUCUUCCUUUUUGCAGCCAAUCCACUCUGACUAUUAGCUUUUGGUGAAUUGAAAGGGCACCAGGAAAUGGGAGGGGGCAACAAGAAGGCAGUGUUUUUGUUUAGAAAAUGACAAAGCUGAACCUGCAUUUUGCAAUUUUUUAACAAGCAAAUAUUAAAACCCGCAUAUUUCUAACACUUGAGAACAUGUAUAUAAUGUUAGAUAUGGGAUUUUAAAGAAGAGCUAUUUAUUAUAAACGAUGCUAUGUACACACCAUAUCUCUAAAUAUAGACCUAUGUCUUGCAAGAGUGCUGCAAGAGAACCUGCUUUGGAGCAAUUGGGGAGAAUUUUAUUCUUAAUUGGGGUUUUUUUUCACCCGUAGAAGAAAUAAGAGUUGGGGGAGGGGGGGAAGUUGGAAUAAAAUUGCUCCUGGACAAAUCUCUUUUUCUCAUCAUGCCAAAGCCUCUUUGUACUGCUGUUUUACUUACUUUUCAUUUUAGAAACA